AUGAUCGACUCUCAGUUUGCGGCGGCGGCGGGGCCGAUAAUGCAGUCUCUCGGUGGCAUGGAGCGGCCCAAGAUCCACGACGUCGAGGCGAGGCGACAGGUGUUGGCCGCCAUCGUUCCACAGCAGGAGCCAGCCAUCCCAGAUGACGUCCAACACUCCGUUCUUAGCAUCUCUACCCCCGACGGAGCGCAGAUACGGUUGCUUCGCUUCCAGAAGAAGGGAGGAGCGCAGCAAGCGGGCUCUACUACUGCCGGCCCCGCUGUGAUACACAUGCAUGGCGGGGGCCUCAUCAGUUUGACCGCAGACGUGAGCAUCCCGGCCGUGUGCCAGUACGUCGUCGCAAGCGGGGUGCAGUUCUUCUCGGUCGACUACCGCCUUGCCCCCGAGCACCCGUACCCGACUCCGCUGGAAGACUGCUGGGCCGCGCUGCAAUGGGUCGUGCAGCACGCAGCCGAGCUCGGCGUCGACACCGCUCGCAUCGGCGUCAUGGGCGAGAGCGCAGGCGGGGGACUCGCCGCUGCGCUCGCCAUCCUCUCCAGGGACCGUGGCCUCAGUCCGCCGCUGAAGCGACAGAUCCUGCUCUACCCCAUGCUCGACGAUCGGACCGCGGUAGACACGGAGCCCGGGGACUUUACCGUCUGGACCCUCGAGGACAACAUCACCGGAUGGACGGCCUACCUUGGCCAUGACAAGGUCGGGAAAAAAGAUGGGGUCCCGGCUACUGCGGCGCCGGGUAGGAUCGAGGAUGUCAAGGGCCUUCCGGCGCUGUACAUGGAUAUAGGCCAGGCCGACAUCUUUGGGCUGGAGAACCACGCAUAUCUGGGCAAAUUUCUGGCGGCCGGCAUCGAAGCCGAGUUUCACCUGUACCCGGGCUUGCCACAUGGCUUUGACUCAAUUGCGAGCCAGCACUUUGCGAGCGUAGCGCUCAAUGAGAACAGAUGUCGACAACUCAAGAAGUUGUACGACUGA
This is a messenger RNA of Purpureocillium takamizusanense, 969 nucleotides long. RefSeq lists its product as uncharacterized. The transcript has a single exon. Gene Ontology annotation, molecular function: hydrolase activity. The coding region runs from base 1 to 969 and encodes 322 amino acids. The record is from RefSeq and is a predicted model, not a curated record. NCBI's taxonomy places the organism in Eukaryota, Fungi, Ascomycota, Sordariomycetes, Hypocreales, Ophiocordycipitaceae.